UGCUUGAAUGUUAUCUUCCAAACCUAUAGUAAAUGUUUGAUUAAGUACCCUGAUGUGAAAUCUGUGAACCAGAGGAAAAAACUAAAAUGUGAAAAAUGGACACAUUUGUGGAAACACUGUUGAACAGUGUGAUUGACCUCUUGUCAUUUAUUAGCUUCAUGAUCCAGGGUUUAAUGCUCCACUGACUAACGGACAUCCAGAUGAGUCCACAUUAAGGAACGGAGAACUGUGGUUCUGUGUGUCUCUGUGAGUCAACGACCACGGAGUUAUGGAGCUGACGAAGGUCACUGCCUUGACAGUCACUAAGGUGAACGGGUCUAACUACAACUGUGUCCCCCCUUUUUUUAUUUUCACAAAUGGUAACAGAACGGAUCAUAAUAUGUAGUACGGAAUAUUUGUAGAACGGGAUUUUUUUGGUAUAUUUUUUUAAUCUGCGUAAUACGUAAUACAUAUUCUUUAAGUUUUAUGACUACAUAUAAAUGACAAUGCUUCGCAGUAUUAGCCAUUCAAACUGCAUUCAGACACAUCGUGCACGUGUACGCAUGCGCAGUUAAUUUGGCUACUGGGUAGGAUGAAACUUCACAACACCGGCUCAUUCCAGUGGGCUGUGUUUGGUUAUGGAACGUAGCUGUUUCACCCUCUUAAAGUCAAAGAGCAGGAUUCACCGCUGCUCACUUUGAGUCAUUAACUAUCGACACCAGAUGGUUAACAUAUAUAUGGGAUUUACUAUGAAGAAUUAAGGAAAAAAGACAGCUCUUUCCUCGGCUACCCGCUGCUGACAACAUGCUAACAACAAACCUCACUGUGCUCUGCGCAUGUCCAGGACGUGUGUACAGCACUUCCUGUUCCGUCAGAAGAAACGUUCUAAAUAAAAACGAAAUAAAAUUAUUAUGUAUUCAUACUUUCAACGUAAUUAAUUCUCGUUGUUUUCAGAAAUCUAGCCAUAGUAGAAGUUACCAGAGUGUUGACAUAAUCGCAGAUUAAAAUGUCACCGACGUCAUCACAUCAUGACUUCAGUGCAUGGUGAAAAAACGUUAUGUGGCUAUAACCUGCCGGGCUCCAGUAGCGCAAUCGGUUAGCGCGCGGUACUUAUAUGACAGUACACAGUUGAGCAAUGCCGAGGUUGUGAGUUCGAGCCUCACCUGGAGCAGAAUUUUAAGCCAUUAUGACAGACCCUCUCACUCCCCCAGUACCACAAAACUUAUGGCUCUGCUGCAGUUCAUGAGAGAUGGACUAUUAGGUUUGGACAGAAUUCUGUCCAAGUUGUCAGUUGUGAUUGGAUGUGAGGUUCGGAGACAGACACAUUAGUUCAUUUGUGGACAAAAAAGCAUAAAGAAACAGUUUCUAUUAAAUUCAGAACAGAAAAGACCAAUGACAAUGUAAUUAGACUGUACCUGAGGUGUUCACCUGUGGAUAUGAGACAAACUUACACAUACACCACAACAACAGUUGAAGAGUUUUCAUUUUGUCACCACUGCUUUAGGACUGUACAACAGCACUGUGUAAUCUCUGCCGUGCUGAGUACGUAACAGGGACAGCGGUGGUGGUUUGGUGGUUGAGGCUAAGUCCUUAUCUCUGUCCUCUAUUCUGCUGAUACGCAAUAAUUUCCCCCAGUGCGGGGUCAAUACAGUUCAACAGGUUCAGGUUACAUAUGAAAAAUGUGCAGAAUUGUCUAAAGAGUUGAGAGUUCAUGAUUAACUUUAUUCAUCCCACACUGGGGAAACUGCUGACUGUUUUCACGGCAAGUCUUCAACAAAGGGUUAAAGAGGAGUUCUAUUCCAGUCGCCCCUCCCUCUGUACCGAAGAAGACAUAAUUAGAUCUUAAACUGAGGUCAGGACCAAAGGUCAGGUUAGAAUCAAAGGAAAGCUGGACAAACAACUCUUGACAGGCACAGUGACAGUGGCUUAGACAAAAUCUGUGUCUAGAUUGCUGGUUGGAUUAAGCCCAGGUGUCAAAAACAUCCGCUGACAAAGGUGUUCCAGAUUAGUUUGCCUUUCCUGCAUCGCGGCUCGGUCGGAUAUCAGUCCAUGUGGAAGCAGGACAUCCGUCAUCAUGGCAGUAAACAUCCCAGGAGUGAUAUCAAUGGCCUUUUUCUACCUGUUGGUGCUGGGGACCGGCAUCUGGGCAGCUUUCAAGGCCAGGAGGACACAGAAGAGAAGUGGAGCAGGUGAAAUAGAUAUGACUCUGCUGGGAAACAGGAGCAUCAACUGGAUGGUGGGGGUCUUCACCCUGACAGCUACCUGGGUGGGAGGAGGGAUGAUUGUGGGCACAGCUGAGGGUGUGUAUACUCCCUCCAUGGGACUUCAGUGGGCAGCCGUCAUGACAGUGGCAUACAGUGUGUCAUUUUGUUUGUGUGGUCUGGUGUUUGCUAAACCCCUGCGAGAACAGCGGUGUGUGACAAUAAUGGACCUUUUCUACGCCAAGUAUGGAAGAGUGCUCACAGCCGGCCUUUCUCUGUUUGGACUUGCCAUGGAUGUAAUGAGCAUGCCCAACAUUCUCAUUGGUUUAGGAGGAACCAUGAGCGUGGUCCUGGGUUUGUCCUACACCCUGUGUAUCUGGGUCUCUGCUGCCGUCGCCAUCAUCUACACCCUGCUGGGUGGUUUCUACUCCGUGGCCUACACCGACGUCGUACAGCUGACUCUGAUAUUCUUUAGUUUAUGGCUCUGUGUUCCCUUUGUCUUGCUGAACCCCAGCUGUUUGGACAUUGGCCUCACACUGAUGAACAACACCUUACACACUCCCUGGAUAGGUGACCUGGAAGUGAAGAACAUUGGCCUGAUGAUUGAUGAAUUCCUAUUCUUUGCCCUUGGGAGUCUGGGAUUUCAGUGCCUCCACCAGAGAACCAUGGCCGCUUCUUCUUUAACCACCGCCAAGCUCAUGAGUGUGGCUGCUGCCUUCGUUUUUCUUGUCUUUGCAAUCCCUCCCAUCCUCUUUGGAGCAGCUGCUGCAUCUGUAGAUUGGAACCUGACCUCCUAUGGUUCUCCAUCUCCAUAUGAACGUGGAGAAGCAGCUCUGAUCCUGCCCAUCACCUUGCAGCACCUCACUCCGUCUUUCAUCUCAAUCAUUGGUACUGGAUGUGUGGCUGCUGCUGUGAUGUCAUCAGUUGAUUCCAUCUUGAUUUCUGCUGUUUCAAUCUUCACCAAAAACAUUUACAAGAACAUCCUGAGGCCACAGGCCUCAGACAGAGAGAUUCGGUGGUUGAUCCAGGCUACAAUGUUGGUUGUCGGUUUGGUUUGUACGUUACUGACCAACGUGACCAAAAGCACCCUGUUGUUCUGGUUUCUCACUGCUGAAGUGGCCUACAUCGUGAUCUUCCCUCAGCUGCUCUGCAUUGUCUUCUUCAACAUCUCCAAUGGUUAUGGAGCAGUGAUAGGCUGUGUGGUGGGAUCAAUGCUGAGACUGCUGAGUGGAGACACAUCACUGGGACUGCCAGUGGUUCUCUGCUUCCCAGGAUGUGUCCUUGAAGAUGGAGUUUUGGUCCAGUAUGCUCCAGUAAGGACCAUCUCCAUGCUGUCAGCCAUUGCUGCCAUCCUGUUCUUCUCCUACCUGUCGUCUGUGCUCUUCAACAAAGGCCUCCUCCCUGAGAAGUGUGACGUGUUCAGGGUGAAAGCUCAGCAGUCACUCCAGCAGAUUAGUCCUAAAAAGCAGACUGACUCUGAAAAAACAGAUUUUGAGACUAGAGUUUGAAGAAGCUUGUCAUUUAACAAACAUAACUAUAUUUAAAUUGAAGUUUCAUUAUUAUUAUUAUUUAAUUAAGUUUAUGGCCUCAGAUCAAUAAAAGUUAACUCUC
Molecule: messenger RNA, 3791 nt
Organism: Cynoglossus semilaevis (tongue sole)
Lineage: Eukaryota; Metazoa; Chordata; Actinopteri; Pleuronectiformes; Cynoglossidae
Product: high-affinity choline transporter 1-like
Exons: 8
Coding region: 2054-3688 (544 amino acids)
Biological process (GO): choline transport; transmembrane transport; acetylcholine biosynthetic process
Cellular component (GO): plasma membrane
Molecular function (GO): choline:sodium symporter activity
Source: RefSeq, a predicted model, not a curated record